AUGCCAUUGAAAGGCCCAUAUUGGGCCCUCGUCCGGGGCGGCAUCUGGGGUGUUCUCUUGCCGUCUGGACUCACCAUCGCCUCUGCCAUCUUCAUCAAAGAUCAUGUCUUCGAAGGCACCUGGAUCACCGGCUCCUCGAUGGCUCCCACUCUUUCACCCAACUUCAAGACCUCAAAAGCCCAAGACUUUGUCCUCUGGAAGCAAUGGCAGCCAACGUGCAACCUUCAGCGCAGCGAUGUAGUCCUGUUUAACGCACCUCAUAACCCAGAUAGAACCGCGGUCAAGAGAAUCGUCGCGCUGGGCGGAGACACGGUCAUAUUGGAUCCGAAGAGACGUCCCGAUGGCGUGUUGAAUGGGAGAGCCAACCCGGCGGCGAAGAGUUGGGACCUGCGUAGGGGAAAGGUGCAGGUUCCAGAGGGACAUCUCUGGGUCGAAGGCGACAAUAUCGAGAAGACGCUUGAUAGCAAUACAUAUGGGCCUAUCAGCGAGAGUCUGAUACUUGGCAAGGCGUUGGCAGUAAUCUGGCCUCCCAAUCAAUUCGCGCAGAAGCCUUGGGAGGGCUACAAGAGUGCGACGAAGGUCGUCAAGGGAUCAUUUGAGAGGAGGGUGUUGGAGGAAAGGGACCAGGAUAGCCAGGCACAGGCUGUGUGGAAGCCAGACGGCUGA
Fulvia fulva is the source of this 666-nucleotide messenger RNA. Its product is annotated as Mitochondrial inner membrane protease subunit 2. The coding region runs from base 1 to 666 and encodes 221 amino acids. NCBI's taxonomy places the organism in Eukaryota, Fungi, Ascomycota, Dothideomycetes, Mycosphaerellales, Mycosphaerellaceae. Gene Ontology annotation, biological process: mitochondrial respiratory chain complex assembly. Gene Ontology annotation, molecular function: serine-type endopeptidase activity. The record is from RefSeq and is a predicted model, not a curated record. The transcript has a single exon. Gene Ontology annotation, cellular component: mitochondrial inner membrane peptidase complex; membrane.